This is a messenger RNA of Cherax quadricarinatus, 1187 nucleotides long. It is a transcript of the gene crim, whose product is annotated as QVR superfamily protein crim. NCBI's taxonomy places the organism in Eukaryota, Metazoa, Arthropoda, Malacostraca, Decapoda, Parastacidae. The record is from RefSeq and is a predicted model, not a curated record. Gene Ontology annotation, biological process: regulation of synaptic transmission, cholinergic; sleep; positive regulation of voltage-gated potassium channel activity.
AUACGAGUGAGUAGCAUUGGGUGGGGUUCAUUAGUGGAGUCAAAUAUCGGGUAAAAAAUGAAGAAUAUAUUGUCUUCCAUUAUUUUUUCUGCGCUGAUCUCUGUGGAAUGCGACCCACACCGGUUGACUAACACCUAGGUACCUACAUACUACUAGGUAAACGGGCAGCAAGUGUGAGGAACUAUGCCCAGUGUUUCCACCUGUGCCAGGGAUUGAAUCAUGGUCACUCAGUAUGUACGCUUCCAGUAUCUGGUGCUACAGAUGUGUUGGCUCCCAUCCAGGAUGUGGAUUGUAUGACUUUGAUUGGCGCUAUUACUGGAGUUACAGCUGUCCAGAUCCUGAAGACAAGUGUGUCAAGAUCAUAGAACAGAAGGGAGUGGAUGUCAUGGUGACGCGUGACUGCCUUAGCAAUCUGGAGGGUCAUCGUAGAGAUAUCCCAGCUGACCGGUAUGAAGGCUGCCGCCGCUCUGCCAAAGAUCCCAUGCUUGGAGAGUACAUAUUCCCUUCCAUCCCUGAGAUUGACCAUAAGAGAGAACAUUACACCAAUGUUACCUUCUGCUUCUGUGACUUUGAUGAGAGAUGCAACAGUGCUGCCAGUUUGAUGGCCAGUAUGAUCUUGCUGAGUGCUUUGGCCUUCAUGCAUAUCUCCAUUUGGGGAUAGUAACUUUUGUACAGUUACAAGAUGAAAUGAUGAUUCUAACAGAAUGGUAUACACACGAUGAAUAAAGGAGUGGUGUGCUUAUCAUUGAUAGAGAGUAAAUGGAAGGAAGUGGAUCAGAGGACUUGAAUCUGAAACAGCAUAUUAAUAUGAGGUAAUAUAUAUUUUUGUCAUUUGUAUGUUGUUGCUGAUCAGUAGUAUAUAAUGACUUAAAUUUUGUUACUGCAUUAACUCUGCUGUUUGAAAUACAGUAAUUUUUGCUAAUCUCAGAUAUACAGUAUUCCAUGUGUAUGCAUAUUUUUCAUAAUUGAUUUUUUAAAAUGCAGUUGCAGAGUUUUAUAUUUAUUUUUAAAAGGGACCAUUCUAGUUAAUUCAUCCGUCCAUUAUUACUAAUUAUCCGUCCAGUGUUCUCAAGUUAGUGAUAAUGUCGGCAGUUGCAUUUGUACUCAUGAAUGCCACUGCCUCCUUUCUUCCUCUGAAAGUGGUAUCUGGAAUCACUUGAAGAUUAUUGUUGUGCAAAGCUCAAAGA